This is a messenger RNA of Nilaparvata lugens (brown planthopper), 3088 nucleotides long. RefSeq names its product putative inositol monophosphatase 3. Gene Ontology annotation, molecular function: 3'-nucleotidase activity. Gene Ontology annotation, cellular component: endomembrane system. The coding region runs from base 885 to 1892 and encodes 335 amino acids. Lineage: Eukaryota; Metazoa; Arthropoda; Insecta; Hemiptera; Delphacidae. The record is from RefSeq and is a predicted model, not a curated record. The transcript has 5 exons.
GGAUCUGUAGCAUGGAAUAUUGGAAAGACAAAAGACUUGUAGUCUUGUAGUAUAAAGCGCAAAUAGAACGCAGUUUUUUAUAAAGUGAAGGAAUAGAUUAUACAUUUCAUGGGCAUUUGCGUGUGUAUUCGCUAUUGACCAUGACCGGCUGAGCUGUCAUAUUUUGUUUUCUAUAGACAAAUAUCAAAGCAGAAAGAAUAGUUUUUAGUUCAUCCUUCUUGAGUACCUAUUACCACAGGUAUUACAGCUCCUCAGGAUCUUACUUCCGUCAAAUUCUAAUUUUAGCUGAUUUUUUAAUAAUGUGAAGUGUGAUUGAUAUAUUUUUGUUUCUUAUAUCAUAAUUUGAUGAGGAAAUAUUAAUAAUUUAUUCUAUGCUAGUCAUGUAGAUUUGCAAGUCGUUUUUGUUAUUCCAAACAAAACAUUAAAAUACAUAAUAUGCAUCAAAUUAUAGUUUACUUAAUACUUUUUUUUACAAAAUACAAUUUUUUGUAUUGAAGCUUCUCAUUGUGAAUUGAAGGUUAUCUCUCUUUGCACUUUGUAACAAGUAGAGAAACUUGUUUAUAAUUGCUUAACAAUCAUUAUAUUUGUCAUAUUCAGUUAGCAUUUUAAUUAAGUCGUUUGUUUUUGUUAUAGGUUGAAUGUAUUUUCACUUAGUUCUUUUCUGUUAGAAGUGAGAACAUUAAAAGCGAGUAAAUUAACGUAAGCAAUGGUGAAUUUCUAACGAAAAAGAGUCAGUUAUGAUUGUACAUCUACUGAAAUUUUGUUGGUAUAUUUGUAAAUAUCUUUACAUGCGGUGAUAAGAACUUCAUCUAAUAGUCCAUUGUGAAAUCUAAUAAAAUUGUUAAAUUAUUAGAAGAAGGUGUAGAAAUAAAAAUUUAGAAAUAAUGAAUCUAGGCGGUACAAUAAGGCUCAACAGUUUAGGUUUAUGCCUAAUAUUAGGUUUGUUUAUGAUCUUUCUAUUGUAUAUGACUAAAUUCUCAUCACUGAGUGAAGAGGAAAAGCCAGCUGAUGUCAACUUGAGAAAUAUCCUGAUUGCUGCUGUUGAAGCAGCUGAAAGAGGUGGCAAAGAAAUUGUUAAUGCCAAAAAAGGAAAUAUAGUAGAAAAAACUAAAGGAAAAACAAAAGAAGGUGCUAAUAUUCCUGUGACGAAUGCAGAUCUAACUUCACACUGUGUUAUGUACAACGGUCUUCAGGAUGCUUUUCCCACAGUAUCGGUUUUCUCGGAGGAGACUCAAGCAAAUUGUGAAAAAUCGCCACCUCUAGAAUUAGUGCCAUCUGUCGACAAAGGCAUGGACGACCUUGUCGACCACUUUGUGUCUGGCGAAGAUCUCGCCAUCUGGAUUGAUCCUCUGGAUGCCACCUAUGAAUUUACAGAGAAUCUGUUGCAAUAUGUGUCUACAAUGGUUUGUGUUGCCUACAAAGGCAAUCCUAUCAUUGGAGUUAUCCACAAACCCUUUGUCAAGGAGCCACGAACCACUUGGGCAUGGGUUAACACGGGCUCUUCUCCACAUAUAAAAUCAUACAGGGAGAUUAAGAAAAGGCCCACAGUGAUUGUGUCAAGAUCUCAUGCUGGUCAUGUGAAAGAAAUUGCAAAAGAAGCAAUUGGUGCUGAUGUCGAAGUCAUAUCUGCAGGGGGAGCAGGCUACAAGGUACUAGAGCUGUUGAGCGGCAACGCUACCGCUUACGUGCAUUCGACCAAGAUCUUCAAAUGGGACAUUUGCGCCGGCCAUGCCAUUGUGACCGCAGCCAGAGGCCAGAUGACGACCCUCGCCAAUCAACCCAUCUACUACUCGAGGGCUUCGGAACCGAGCAACAGCCAAGGAGUGCUAGCCACUAUGGACAAGCAUCAGUGGUACGCCGACAAGUUCAAGACAAUUUUAGAUCAAUUAUAAUGAUCGUGUGCCUCAAAUUUAAACAUUAAUAUUGUGCCAUCUUCAAUUUUCUCUCUGAUUUCUCAAAAAUGCAAAUUUAGGUGUUAGUCCAGUCACUAUAUACAUUGGUGCUUGCAAUUUAUAUUGUAGUUCUGAUUUUUUAAUAUAUUAUUUGGGUACAUAAGAGAAGUCCAAAACCAAUUUCUUCAUGCAAAAUUUCCUUGUGAAUAUGGAAAUUGGCCAUUUUUCGUAUAUUGGAAUAUGGCUUAAGUACACUCAACAAUAAAUUUUCCACUUUUCGACCGAAUUUGACUUAUGAUGCAUGAUUUUGGACCGCCUUGACGAGCCGAGAAGAAUGAAGUGUAGUACGAUGAAAUCUGAGCAUUGCGUCAGAAGUUAUAAGUGUUUGAAAUUUUGAUCCUUGAGGUGCCUCUCCACUAGGAAAUACUGAAAUGAAGUGCAUCUAACGGGUGAUUCUCAUAGAACAUAAUCUAAUGAACUUAUGUCAUUGUGCGAAAUAUCAAUGUGAAGACUAUGUAGUUGGUAAUGAUGGUUGAAGCUGAAAAUUAGGUGAUAUCUAUAUGAGAUAGAGCGCUCUACCUGAUCUCUGAUUGUAGAGCACAAAAAUACGCCCAGAUGGAUUUUGAAUUAUACAUCUAAAUGGUAACAAUCGGAAGAUAUUGUUGAUCAAAAUCUAAAAUUCAUCAAAAAUUGAUUUUCUCUUCAAAUUUCACUCAUUUUUGAAAAAUCAUAACUCAGUACUCAUUGGAGAUAGAGAGUUCCGAAUGAUCUUAUUUGAUUCAGAAAUUCAUAUUCUAGAAAAAAGGCGAGAGCAAAUUUUUCUGUCCGAUUACGAGAUUUGGCAGAAAUAGCUGAAGACUGGAAAAUGAGCCGAAAGUACGAGGUUUUUGGGCCACUCUGUAUCUAGCACAAGGAAAUUUUUCAUGAAGAAAUUGGUUCUGGACUUCUCUUAUGUACCCAAAUAAUAUAUUAAAAAAUCAGAACUACAAUAUAAAUUGCAAGCACAUCCCCUUUUUUAUGUCUAUAUUGACUGGACUAUGUGAAGAAUAGUUAGCUCUUGUAAGUAAAUCUCAACAAAAAUAAUUGAGUAGGUUGUUUUCUCUUUAGAUAAUAAUAUUAAUGAAUUAUUAAUCGUAAGCUUUAAUGUAUGAUUGUAAAUAUAAAUGUAUAUGUAAUAAAUAUAGUUUUCACUUGGA